Messenger RNA from Polyodon spathula (Mississippi paddlefish), 377 nucleotides. Its product is annotated as 40S ribosomal protein S28. The coding region runs from base 61 to 270 and encodes 69 amino acids. NCBI's taxonomy places the organism in Eukaryota, Metazoa, Chordata, Actinopteri, Acipenseriformes, Polyodontidae. Gene Ontology annotation, biological process: maturation of SSU-rRNA; ribosomal small subunit assembly; translation. The transcript is spliced from 4 exons. The record is from RefSeq and is a predicted model, not a curated record. Gene Ontology annotation, molecular function: structural constituent of ribosome. Gene Ontology annotation, cellular component: cytosolic small ribosomal subunit; ribosome.
UGUGGGUAUAAAAGCAUUUCUUCGCCCCACGUGAUCCUCUUUCUGCCUCAACCCGCCAGCAUGGACGCCAGCCGUGUGCAGCCCAUCAAGCUUGCCAGAGUCACCAAAGUUCUUGGAAGAACCGGCUCCCAGGGACAGUGUACCCAGGUGCGGGUUGAGUUCAUGGACGACAGCAACCGCUCCAUUAUCAGGAACGUGAAGGGCCCAGUGAGGGAAGGGGAUGUCCUCACCCUGCUGGAGUCUGAAAGGGAAGCCAGGAGGCUGCGAUAGGAGGUCUUUAUAAAGUUGACGAGCAACCCAGACUGAUGUGCCUGGCUGACCGUUUACGACUCUACUGUACAAUAUCUUUGGCAAUUGACAAUAAAUAAGUGAUUCAA